UAAAUCUGUCACAAAUAUUCACAUUGACAAAUCGAAAGUAAAUAAAUCCGAAGUGCUACAACAUUAAGUUUAUUUUCACAGUUCAAUUUUUGGAACAAUUAUAAAAAUGACUGCUUUAGAUGACUUGCCUGACGUCACCUCUUUCUUCGGAAUUGAUCUUAAGACAGGUUCAAUGAUAAUAGCAGCUCUCGGUGUGGUACAUCCAAUGGCCUACGGGUGCUCUUUUUUUAUACCUUUGAGUUAUCUUUUAGUCACAAUAUGGAUUUUAGUAGCCUUAUAUUUUGCGGCUAGCGUUGUACUAUUUUUUGGACUCGCAAAGGAUUCGCCAUCUCUAUGUAUUAUUUGGAUUUGGUACUCGGUUAUCUUUGUGGCGGUUAUGUUAAUGAUGAUGAUGCUAUUGGCCAUAGUCUUCACCUCAAGAAAACAAAGAAGCAGAGUGAUCAUUGUCCUACUUGGCAUGCUCUGGUAUAUUUUGACCAUCUAUUUCAUCUUGGUGGUUAACAGUCAUCGGAAACAAUUGCUGGGUCCAGGCUGGGGAAGCCUUUCUACCUUCACAGAGAAGAUAGGCUUCCGAAAUUAAUAUUGAAAAUAUUAAUAGAUUAUUCUAAUAAAUGUAAUGUUAUUUACAAACAUCUGCUUUAUU
Danaus plexippus (monarch butterfly) is the source of this 643-nucleotide messenger RNA. RefSeq lists its product as uncharacterized. NCBI's taxonomy places the organism in Eukaryota, Metazoa, Arthropoda, Insecta, Lepidoptera, Nymphalidae. The coding region runs from base 107 to 580 and encodes 157 amino acids. The transcript is spliced from 4 exons. The record is from RefSeq and is a predicted model, not a curated record.